This is a messenger RNA of Branchiostoma belcheri (Belcher's lancelet), 2223 nucleotides long. Its product is annotated as E3 ubiquitin-protein ligase Zswim2-like. Lineage: Eukaryota; Metazoa; Chordata; Leptocardii; Amphioxiformes; Branchiostomatidae. The record is from RefSeq and is a predicted model, not a curated record. Gene Ontology annotation, molecular function: zinc ion binding; ubiquitin protein ligase activity. The transcript is spliced from 11 exons. The coding region runs from base 100 to 2211 and encodes 703 amino acids.
CAGCAACGAAACAAAGAUGGCGGACGGCCGAUGAAAGGAAAGAAAAGAUUUUUAACUGUCACGUUUUUUCUCCUUUUCUGAGCGUGACAAAGUUGUGCCAUGUCUCGGACUGCACCAUACCAGCGCAUAGUGAGUGAUGCAGCUAGUUGGAGACAGGACCAGGCACUGAACGCAACCAUCUACAUCCUCAGGGAGAUCGGACCUACCGGCUUCCUACUCAAGGAGGAGGGGGAGACCAAGAAGUUUAAGGUUCUACUAGGAGACCCCCAUACCUGCACCUGUCCUGUCUUCUCUAAGGAAAAGGACAUCUGUAAACACAUCUGUUGGGUUCUUUUGAGGAAGUUCAGAGUAGCAAGAACCAACCCAGUGUCUUUCCAGCUGGGUCUUGUAGAACGUGAGAUAAAUGAGUUACUGCGAGGCGUACACCAGCCUCAGCAGGAGGCUGCCAGGGCUGCGGACAGACGGACGGACACACAGACAGACGGGACGGGGGAUGGGCGCGCCAGGCUGCAGCAGAAACCAAUCACAGAGGAGGAUAUCUGUCCUAUCUGUCAGGAGGAGUUCCUCAGGAAGAGAGAGCCUGUCACGUACUGCAAGUACAGUUGUGGACAGAGCAUCCACAUCAAGUGUAUGAAGGUUUGGGCAGAACACCAGCAGACUACAGGACAGACAGAAAUCAAAUGUCCCUUCUGUAGGCAGGACUUUGGACCCAUCCAGGAGAUCAAGGAAGAAUUUAAAAACGCUGCUGGCCGCCAGCCUGUGAUUGGUCUAAACAAGCACUUAGGUGUGGAGUGCAAAAACUGCGGGAUGAGACCUAUUGAGGGGAAGUGUGUAUCGUGUGUGUUGAGUAUCACCUGUGCCAAAACUGUUUCUCAGGAACCCAGACUCACAAGGAGCACUCUUUCCAGUUUAGACAGCUCGACAGCCAAUCAGAGCGGCACAGUGCCAGAGCCAGUGGUGAACUCCCUGCCAGUGGAGAUCGUGAGACAGAAGAGCCCCCUACUGGCACCAGGGCAGCAGUGCAGGGUCUGUCUGAGGGGCUUCUCAUUGGGACAACACUUGAGGAGGCUGCCAUGCAAACAUAAGUUCCACAAGGAUUGCAUCGACCAGUGGCUGCUGCACCAGCGAGCGACCUGCCCCAUAGACGGCAUGAUGGUCUACGACCCCGCAAACCCGCUCGACUCCAUCCACCGUAACCAGGGGCGACGGGUUGCCAGGGUAACAGACAAGCCCAAAACAGUCGACACCGCCGACAGGGACACGGGCAUAGAACUGGUGGUGCCUGGGAUAGGGGUCGUAGUUCACGGCAGGGGUCAAGGGUUCGCGCCCCCGGGGUUGAGGAAGCAAGGGCGAGGUCAGAGGUCGGGCGGCCAUGUUUCUGGUGGUGGAAAUGACCAGUUUUCGGAAGGAUUCGCUCUGAGUGGAAGAGGAAUUGCACCAAGCUCUCAAAGCCAAAAUGAUGAGAUUGCUGCCAUCACAGCUGUACAGACAUCCAACACUUCUGCACAGCUGGGACCAGUCAUCAUAGACCGUACCCCCGUACCCCCCUCCAUACCCAACAUUCACAACAUCAACGUCGGGCUGGACACCACCAGAAACUCACCGUCUCGCAAACCUCCCACCGGGUUCUUUUCUCCGGACUCACAUCGCAGUAACUCUGGAGACAGCAGGAGUCGCAGUCAGGCUAGGAGGUCACCUUUUAGAGUUCAGAGGUCAAGGACACUGAGUAGUGGGAGGCCAAGAGCAACGUCCAGUGAAAAGCUUGGACAGGGGCAAAGGUUAGAGGGUACAGGUCAUGGGUCACAGGCAAGGUCAAAUUCAGGUGGAGAUAGGUCAAGUGGAAGGGCAGCAUACCCUGGGAAGACUUUGGUGAGGCAAAGGUCAAAGGACAGAGGUGAUGGGUCAAGUUCAAGAGAGGUCAGAAAAGGGUCAAGUGGAAACUUGGGGUCAAGUUUGAGGCAUGCAGAAGCAGCGUUAGAUUCGCUCACUAUUGGUAGAAGAAACUCAGCGACAGAAGGUGUUGGUACGUUGGAUUCUGUAAAUAAGUUGAGUGCACUACCGGUCAAAGGUCAAGUUCACCGGGAUGUUCUGGGGAUCACCAACAACAUGAGGCUUCAGAGGGAGGAAAAUCAUCAGGGAAGUGUCGGGGGUACCUCUGGGGACUUGUUACUUGCUGGAACAAGUUUCAACACCCCAAAUACUGAGGACUGAGAUUUUAUUUCA